AUGGCACCAUCUUUUUCAUCAAUCCUCUCCUUUUUUUUCAUACUCCUAGUGCAGCACGCCGCCAAGGCUACCUCGCAAGUUUUGACUGCCAGCGUGGCUUCAUACGCACCUCUCAGCAUUGAAUGUCCAUCAAACCAAACGAUUUUGAGGCUAGCAGGUUCUCCGACUGGCAGAAAUCAGACAAUAUCGCAGGGCGAGGCAGAAUUUCGUAGAGGGCGGAAAUCAGUUACAGCCCCACUAUGGCGGGAUUUUUUCACCAACGGACCUGGCAAAGCGACUGGCUAUCAAUCCACUGCACUGUUAUCCCAAAACCAGAACGAUUGGCCGGUCCUGGGUAUCGCAUGUUCUGGGGGUGGAAUACGAGCGGCACUAUAUGCGGCGGGAGUCAUGCAAGCACUUGACUCAAGGACGAGUGCCAGUCCAAUCCGUGGGGUGUUUCAGCUUUCGUCCUAUAUCACCGGUCUGAGUGGUGGCAGCUGGCUGGUGACGUCUGCGGCUGCAAACAAUUACCCCAUGGUAUCCGAAUUGGUCUCAGGAUGGAAACUGGAGAUGGACAUGGUACAACCCGGAGGAAUUAAUGCUUUCAGAAACGCACAGUUUAUCGAUCAGAUACAUGAUACUUCCAAAAUAAAAAAAGAUGCUGGCUACAAUAUCUCGUUGACUGAUUUGUGGGGACGAGCACUGAGUUACCACUUUGCCCCAGGAACGACACCGGAUAAUUUUUACACGAAUUCGCCAUCUACGGCACAUGGUGCGGGGGAUCUUAUUUCGGGGCUGCGCAACAUGAGAACAUUCCAAAAGUUCCAGGUGCCCCUUCCGAUGGUAGUCAGUGAUCACAAGCCAUUGAACGAAACAGAAAUCAAUUCUAGCUCCGUUCCAGUCUCGGGAUCAACAUAUAUUCCACUUUCAGCUCCGGUAUAUGAGUGUUCGCCAUUCGAGUUUGGGAGCUUUGAUCCGCAAUUGAGCGCUUUCAUACCUUCGGAACUCUUGGGUACAAGUUUGAGUUCGGGAAAGCCCUUUAUUCCUUCAAGUGUAAAAAAAUCAUCGAAACCUAGUGCCUAUAAGAAAUGCGUGCGAGGAUUCGAUCAAUUGAGCUUCAUCAUGGGAAGUUCGGCCACAUUGUUUAACGCGGUAACAGGCGUGCCAGCAAAGUACAACGAAGUUUUCAAGAAAAUGAUCCAAAAGAUUGCAGACACUGCUUUAGACCGGUCAUUUACGGCUCGAUAUCCCAAUCCAUUCAGAGGUGUCAAUGGCCCAAUUAGUUUUGAUCGAUCGAAUUCUGACGAGCUGGUGAUCGUCGAUGGCGGCGAAAACGGCGAGAAUAUACCAUUCAAUCCUUUAUUAGCUCCAGCAAGACAGGUGGAUGUUAUCUUAGCAGCGGACGCCUCAGGUGAUUCCAAAUCAAGUAGCGUGAUUGGAGCCGGUUGGCCGAAUGGGAAAGGCAUGAUCAAUACCUUCCUCCGAGUUCACAAGGUAUUACCGCUCGGUACAGCUAAUUUCCCACCUGUACCGCUCAAUUCCACAGUUUGGGAAGAAAAAGGGUAUGCUUCACGCCCGACGUUUUUUGGCUGCAACGUCUCAAGUCAGGAAGGGAAUGGCGGAUAUCCAUUAGUGAUUUAUUUACCAAAUAGCCAAUCCCAGUCUGGCUAUUUGACCAAUACUUCAACGUUCAAACUUCAAUAUUCGAAAGACGAGUCAAGCUCAUUCCUUAAUUCGGUCAUGGACUCAACAACGAAGCCGAGAAUCCAAAACAGAAUAGACAAGGAUUGGGCGACUUGUCUUUCGUGUGGAUUGAUCGAUCGAGCAAGAAAUAGAUUAGGUAUUACUCGUUCGACCUCAUGCGAAAGCUGCUUCAAACGCUACUGUUACGCAUAUGAUGCCAGUAAAGAAGACGCAGCCACAGCAGCACGUAACUAG
This is a messenger RNA of Puccinia triticina, 1917 nucleotides long. RefSeq lists its product as uncharacterized. The coding region runs from base 1 to 1917 and encodes 638 amino acids. Gene Ontology annotation, molecular function: A2-type glycerophospholipase activity. NCBI's taxonomy places the organism in Eukaryota, Fungi, Basidiomycota, Pucciniomycetes, Pucciniales, Pucciniaceae. Gene Ontology annotation, biological process: glycerophospholipid catabolic process. The record is from RefSeq and is a predicted model, not a curated record. The transcript has 8 exons. Gene Ontology annotation, cellular component: cytosol.